CCCUGCGCUGAAACAGUAUGUGGUGGCGAUAAAGAAGCCAUGUACUCUACUCUCGAUGAUGCAUGUAUUUGCAGCACAGUAAGAGAUCUGUUCGACAGCUCCAUACCGAUCGCUCUGGGAACGAACCCCGAGGAUCCAGGAUCACCCUUGACGCAAUUCCAGCAACGCGAUCCAGGACAGGAUGAAUCAGUAGUACAAAUCUCCGAUCCUGAACCUUCCUACAUCCCGCCACCAAAGCCUGACAUUACUCCAGAUCUGAUUGCUGAAGCCCUGGCGAUUCAACCACAGAACACCGCCACAGUCAGUUCAAUCAUUCCCUAUUUCAAGAGUGGUAUCUUCAAGGUGUUUAUUCAACUCAACGGGCCUGUUGCCGUGACAAUUGUAGUGAAUGCAAGCGUCAGCCUCCCCUGUGACAGCAUUGGCCUUGCUGAUCCUCAACCAAACGUUGCCUUGGUCCCUAAGGUCGUCCACGAAGGGCAGGGUGUUAAUCAAACUGUGAUUGCUGAUUGCGAAGUCAUUGCUGUCAAUAUGUAUAAUCCACAAGUCAUCACAUACUGGAUACAAAAGAUUGCAGAUGGCACACUUUACUCUGUCGUGAGCAGCAACAAAGUGCGGGACAUCGACAAGAUGGAUACUAGUCAGAGCGUCGCAUUGGCACUGGUCACCUUAUCCGGCGGUGAGAAGCGCAGCUUACCUCAUACUGCCGGAUUGAUUGCCCCUGAGAAGCGUCAGAUUUUUGCUGCGGACUGCGUCGUGGCAUGUCCUUUCUACCAUAUGCACAUGAUUCAGGGGACUGAUGGUUAUUGUGGGUGUAUGUUCAACAGUGCCGAGCAAGAAGUUAAGCUUACCACUCGGGGAAUCAAGGAGCCUGACGUGUAUACUACAAUCAUGACAGCCGAAGCUUGUGCAGCGAUGAUAUGCUUCAAUGAAGGAAAUAAGCCAGCCGCGUUCAAUCCUUUCACCCGAACCUGUUGGUGUUACACUCAACCAACAAUCGACUCGAAUCCGAGUGCGUGGAACGGAUGA
Messenger RNA from Exophiala aquamarina CBS 119918, 1026 nucleotides. RefSeq lists its product as uncharacterized. The record is from RefSeq and is a predicted model, not a curated record. Lineage: Eukaryota; Fungi; Ascomycota; Eurotiomycetes; Chaetothyriales; Herpotrichiellaceae. The coding region runs from base 40 to 1026 and encodes 328 amino acids. The transcript has a single exon.